AUGAUAUGGAGUCGCGGGUUGAAGAUAAGAGGGAUAUGCCGAGGGGAAAAGUCGGUCCAGUCGUCCGUCGUUCAUCGACUGUUGGGUCACUGUAGGGAUGCUGUAGAGAACAACAGUUGCCAGUUUCCCGUUGGCCUCGAGUCCGUCCGAAACCUCAAUGUAGCCACUCGUUCGUUGUGGCGAGCCUCUGUACACCGGUCCAGAAGAGGGCAAAUUCCAUACAGUGCAGUGGCGGGAUAUGUCCCGUCUCCUCCCACGGCUGCACCACCGCUACCGCCACCUGGUGAACGGCCGCCUCCCCCUCCAGAUGGACAACAACCGACUGCGCCUCAGGGAGAACAGCAAAAUACGGCCGAAGCCUAUGCAGCGUAUGGGUACAAUACGGUUACGAUGUCAACUCUCCCCAAUUCAAGGAAUGGGCUGCGACUCAGCAACAACAACAGUACAGUCAAUGUUAUGCCCAAGCUGGGUAUAGUGGUGUUGCUCCGGAGGGGGAUGCACAACGUCAACCGCCGCCGCCGUUUAGUUAGAGAUUUUGUGUAA
Molecule: messenger RNA, 543 nt
Organism: Marasmius oreades (fairy-ring Marasmius)
Lineage: Eukaryota; Fungi; Basidiomycota; Agaricomycetes; Agaricales; Marasmiaceae
Exons: 7
Coding region: 1-543 (180 amino acids)
Source: RefSeq, a predicted model, not a curated record